Drosophila sulfurigaster albostrigata is the source of this 1545-nucleotide messenger RNA. It is a transcript of the gene nrv2, whose product is annotated as sodium/potassium-transporting ATPase subunit beta-2. Bases 212 to 1180 code for a protein of 322 amino acids. The transcript has 7 exons. Gene Ontology annotation, biological process: sodium ion export across plasma membrane; intracellular sodium ion homeostasis; intracellular potassium ion homeostasis. Lineage: Eukaryota; Metazoa; Arthropoda; Insecta; Diptera; Drosophilidae. The record is from RefSeq and is a predicted model, not a curated record. Gene Ontology annotation, cellular component: sodium:potassium-exchanging ATPase complex. Gene Ontology annotation, molecular function: ATPase activator activity.
CGGGAAUCAAGCCAAGCCAAGUCUGUUUCACUGUCCUAUAGGCAGAGCUCAGUUUUGGUUUUCAGUCUUAAAUUAGUUUUGAACGUCAACGAAACGUUCGACGCACAGCGUUCAGCGUUGGCAGCUUGACGGAUCGUCUAAAUAAGUGCACUUCAUUUUCGAAGUAUUUACAAUAACAUCAUAUAAAAAGAAACUUAAACAACCCACCAAAAUGUCGAAACCAGUACCAAUGUCAACAUCUAAUACUGAAAAUGACCUACAAAAUCUUCGCAAACCGGAACCAUUUAGUUUCAGUGAUUUUCUAUAUAAUCCCGAGAAGGGUACAGUUAUGGGAAGAGAUCGUAAAUCAUGGGCUAAAAUCGGCACGUUUUAUUUUGCUUUCUAUGGAGUUCUUGGUGCACUUGUUGCCAUUUGCAUGUGGGCAUUCUUCCAGACAUUAGACCCACGAAUACCGAAAUGGACAUUGGAUAGUUCAAUCAUUGGUACAAAUCCAGGUCUUGGAUUUCGUCCUCUGCCACCAGUUGAUAAUGUGGAGAGCACAUUGAUAUGGUAUAAGGGCACACAACACGAGAACUAUAAGCAUUGGACAGACUCAUUAGAUGAUUUUCUUGCAGUGUACAAAGUGCCCGGCUUGACUCCUGGACGUGGACAAAAUAUUUACAACUGCGACUACAAUCAACCACCACCAAAAGGGCAGGUGUGCGAUGUAGAUAUCAAGUCAUGGUCUCCGUGUACUAAGGAGAAUAACUACAGUUAUCACAAGAGCUCCCCAUGCAUUUUUCUCAAGCUAAACAAGAUAUACGACUGGAGGCCCGAUUUUUACAAUAGUUCGCAGGAUUUGCCAGCUGCCAUGCCCGAAAAUUUGAAGACGUACAUUGCCGAUAUCGAAAAGAAGGAGGCACACAAACUUAAUACAAUUUGGGUCUCUUGCGAGGGAGAGAAUCCGGCUGAUCAAGAGAACAUUGGCCCAGUCAACUAUUUGCCCAUUCGCGGCUUUCCAGGUUAUUUCUACCCAUACCAGAACUCAGAAGGAUAUUUGAGUCCCCUUGUUGCCGUGCACUUUCAGCGCCCGAAACGGGGCAUUAUCAUCAACAUCGAAUGCAAAGCCUGGGCACGCAACAUUGUUCACGAUCGCAAGGAAAGAAUCGGAUCGGUACACUACGAGCUUUUGAUCGAUUAAUGAGAGACUAAAGAAAGGCAAGAAAAUGUUAGUAACUAAUAGAUGUUUACUCUAUUGUCUCUAAUAGUCAGAAUAUAAUAACAAUCACAACACCAUAUUUAUAUUUUUCCUAAGAACUACAAAUAACAUCAAAAACACACCAUUGCUAUUAUUAUACAUAUGCAUAUAUACCACCAAGAUAAAAAUCGAGUUUGAUAAAUGAAAAAAGAACAAUUUUUUGAUAAUGCAAUCUUUGAAUACAACUCCUUUUUAAAUUAUACAAAACGCUAAAUUAAAUGUAAGCUAAUUACGAAUCUCAUUAAGAAUGGUUCCAUGCUAUAACUAUUUUAUGUGUUAUUGCUUAUUUAAAUUAACAUUUAAACAAA